AUGGAUAAAUUUGGACUAAAAGCACUGGUACCCCUUGUGAGGCAGGGAGAUCCUGAGGUUGCCUCGAAAUACGACCAUUCUAUGGCACUGGGGGCAGAUUUAUCGUCCAUGCUGCAUUCUCUCGGUAUUCCGCGAGACUCUAAGAGACAGGCAGUUCUGGCUACCUUCCAAUCGCCCUGGGCUGAGACAUCCAGAAGUGAGGUUGAACCCACUUUUUACAUACCGGCAUCGUUUCUGGGUAUUGACGAAGUAUUGCAAUCGGAAAGCACGCCGCCCUGUUUCGACUCUGUACAACGGGAUCAACAGCGCGUCGCAUUGUUUCAGGACGAGACCCUUUUCUAUCUCUUCUACAAGCAUCCAGGUACAGUAAUUCAAGAACUCACUUACUUGGAACUGAGGAAAAGGAAUUGGAGGUAUCAUAAAACGUUAAAAGCCUGGUUGACAAAAGACCCGACGAUGGAGCCUGUGGUGUCGCCGGAUGGUUUGAGUGAGAGAGGCUCCUAUGUUUUUUUUGAUCCUCAAAGAUGGGAGAAAUGCCAAAGGGACUUUUUGCUGUUCUAUAAUGCCAUUAUGUAA
Molecule: messenger RNA, 576 nt
Organism: Huiozyma naganishii CBS 8797
Lineage: Eukaryota; Fungi; Ascomycota; Saccharomycetes; Saccharomycetales; Saccharomycetaceae
Gene: CDC36
Product: CCR4-NOT core subunit CDC36
Exons: 1
Coding region: 1-576 (191 amino acids)
Biological process (GO): nuclear-transcribed mRNA poly(A) tail shortening; regulation of DNA-templated transcription
Cellular component (GO): CCR4-NOT core complex; P-body
Source: RefSeq, a predicted model, not a curated record